AUGGGUGUUAAUAAGAAAUAUUGUGCUGAAGAUACUCGAACACUUCAGCGACAUCCAAGACUAUCGAAAUCCGAGAUAACUCUCUAUACCAGUCCUUUCAAUGGAAUGGAGUAUUAUGGUCUGGAAAAACUGGAGGACUUUUACUUCCAAGAGAAACGGAACUCAUUUCCGGAUUUCUACGGCGGUUAUCCCAUUCCGCAGUAUGGAGUUUCGAACGAUAGUCACUCAGACUAUGAAAGUGCAGCAAGUGAAAGUAUUAGUCCCUCGGAGUGUGGAAGUCUCUGCACUGCUGUCGCUUUCAAUAGCAGUGGUAGUGGAAAGGAUUCGGAACUCGGAGAAUUACGGAACACAAUUGAUGCUCUGAAAAAGCAAAGUACAGAAGCUGGCCUUACUAAGAUAGCACUACAGUCAAUGCAAACAACUCAGAGAACCAUGAAAGGUAAAAUGUCCAGACAAUUUUCGACAGAUUCUGUCUCUAGUGUAAACUCUCAGUCCAGCACCUGUAGCAAUCCUUCUGUAAGAUACGAUAAUGCUAGUAGUAAAGGAAAGAAGAAGAAAGGAUGGUUGCGUGAUUCGUUCAGCAAGGCAUUCUCUCGUAGUAAAAAAAAUAAAAAUGGCUCAGUAUCAGAUGUGGAGGACUUGAAACAUUUCCAGUAUGACUCAUCUACUCCAAACUCGCCUUUACUUGGACCUCAUCCUCUGAAUAAAUCUUUGGUGAAUUCUUUUCAUUCUUCUGCAAAUCUUUGUGAAAAAGAAGAUGACCAUGUGCCAGACCUUGUGAAAGACCUAAAGAAGCAAUUGCGAGAGAAAGACAUGGCCCUCACAGAUAUCCGUCUUGAAGCUCUCACAUCAGCUCAUCAGCUAGAGAGCUUGAAAGAUACUGUGAAUAAAAUGAAGGCUGAAAUAAUGAACCUCAAACAAGAUAAUGAACGACUGCAACAAAUUGUGUCCAGUAAAUCUUUAAACUCCUCCAAUAAUUCACUACCUGCCAGGAAUAGUAUGGAGAAUUUGGAGAAAAAUCUAAGUGCCUCAGAACACUCAGGUCCUCCUAAUGUUGAUGAAGAUGGGAAUAGAGUCAUCAUCUCAGCCUAUCUUUGUUGCCAUGGAGAUUAUAAGAAAGUAACAACACAAAAUGAGCCACCCCAAGAAAUGCUUAUAGGAUCAGUUUCUGUUGAUGCUAAAACUAAAUGGGACUUACUGGACAAUGUAGUAAAAAAAGCAUUCAAGGAAUAUGUCUUCAGAAUAGAUCCUGUAACCAAUCUUGGUCUAAAUGCUGAAAGUGUUUUAAGUUACCACAUUGGUAAUGUGGUACGUGCAAAAGAAGCAGAUGUUCCCGACUUGUUACCUUGUGGUUAUCUAAUUGGUGAUAACAUGCAAAUACGCAUUACUUUAAAAGGUACAAAACAGAAUUCCAUUGAUGCCUUAGCAUUUGAAACUCUCAUUCCUAAAUCAAUUAUCCAACGAUAUGUCUCUCUGUUAUUGGAACAUAGAAGAAUCAUUUUGUGUGGGCCUAGUGGAACAGGGAAGACAUAUCUUGCACAGAAACUAGCUGAAUUCCUUGUAUUUAGGAAUGGCAAGGAUUUGGGUCCUGGUGCUGUAGCAACUUUCAGCGUGGAUCACAAGUCAGCCAGUGAGCUUCGACAGUAUUUAUCCAAUCUAGCUGAACAGUGUGAAAGCAGUAAUGGCUUAGACCUUCCAACUGUGAUAAUCCUGGACAACCUUCACCAUGUUGGUUCAUUGGAUGAAGUUUUUAAUGGCUUUCUCAGUGCCAAGUAUCAAAACUGUCCAUAUAUUAUUGGAACAAUGAACCAAGCCACCUGUUCAACUACAAACCUACAGCUGCACCACAACUUCAGGUGGGUUUUGUGUGCCAAUCAUAUGGAACCAGUGAAAAGAUUUCUGGGAAGAUAUCUUCGUAGAAAACUUGUUGAAGAAGAAGUUUGUAGAGGUAUAAAAAAUCCAAUUCUUAACAAAAUCAUUGAUUGGAUGCCUGAUGUCUGGACUUAUCUCAACAAGUUUCUGGAAACUCAUAGUUCUUCUGAUGUUACCAUUGGUCCAAGGUUGUUUUUAUCUUGUCCAGUCAAUGUUUCUAGUUCUCAAGUAUGGUUUACAGAUCUAUGGAAUUACAGCAUUAUACCUUACCUAUUGGAGGCUAUAAGAGAGGGAUUGCAGCUUUAUGGUCGUAGAGCUGUUUGGGAAGACCCAACAGAAUGGGUUCAAGAAUCAUACCCCUGGCCAUCAUUGGGUGAGCCAGAUUGGCCCCAGUUACUUAGGCUUCGUCCAGAAGAUGUUGGCUACGAAGGUCAUCCCACCUCUAGCUUAGGAACAAAAUCUGUGCAGAGUGAAGUGGAAGCUGAUCCCUUGUUCAACAUGCUAAUGAGACUUCAGGAAGCAGCAAGCUAUUCCAGCCCACACAAUAAUGGCAAUGAUAGUACAAGUGUACAUAGUACAGAAGAUUUUUUGAAUACAGAAUUAGAAUCCACAUUGUGAUAUCAAGUAACUAACAUUGAUACCUCAGGUCACACUGAUGCACACAGAGUGAUUCCUUGUAACAUAUAAAGCAGUGUUUGUGAUUUUUAAUAGCUUCACCAAAAUUCACAGUUGUGAAAUAUAUAUAUAUAUAUAUAUAUAUAAUAUUCUUCUUCUUUAGAUUCCUUGCAAUUUUUUGUUUCUUUAUAGAGCUAUGUAAGAAUUAUCUUAAUGGCUUGUGUCUUGGCAAGUCUAAAAUCUACUUUACAUUAGCAAAUUUAGCCUACUUCUGGUUAAAAUAUCUUCAUCAUGUUAGUCUAAGUUAUUAAUUUAAACCUAGAAGUAUUUUGAAGUGAAAUACAUAAAUGAAAUAUAACUGCUUACUUUUGAUAUAACUACUACUAAAACAAUAGAUAUCAUGGUGCAAAAACAGGUUGAAUUUUUGUUGUUGUUUUAGCAUCACAAUUUCAGUGAUUUGAAUGUGCAAAACAAACAAACACACACACAUUAUUAAAUAGUUUUUUUUUCAGCAGAGCAAAAACUGUAUACAAAUAUUUCUUAAUCUGUUAAUGUAUUACAACUUUUUUAAGCCUGGAAGUUAAGAUUUAACUUGGUUUUAAAAUGUUUUUUGAGAGUUAUAGAAAUAAUGCUCCAAUAUAGUAACUGCAAUGUAAAAUACUUUUAAUUAUUGUAUGUAAAUAUAAUUAAUGUGAAGCUGUUAAAAAUUGAAUACACUAUAUAAAAGUAGUCUGUGAUUCUGUUGCCUUUAUACCAAUGAGCAUCUUCUUAAUAAAAAAAUUUUCAUCAUUUAUUAGACAAAUUAUUUUUAAAAAUGAAUAUUAUUAUUUAGAUGUAUUAUGUUUUGAAUGGUAUUUGCAGAUUUUCACCUCAGUAAUUGCAUAAACUUCCAAGUUAAAAGAUGUACAAAUAACUCAUUGUAGUUGUUCCUGCAAUAAGAUCGUAUAAGUAACAUUCUCUACCUUCCUAUAGUUAUUUAUUAUUUAGAAGAAUAUACAUGUAUAGCGAAAUGUAGGUAUAGAGAAAUAAUGGAAACUUUAAAACUUUUAAAACUAGAUUAGAAGUUUUUAUUCAGUUAUAGGGCCACAGUUUUUGUUAAUAUCUACAAGUCAGCUUGAGAAAUACACUAAUAUCCAAGGCUGUUUUAUUUUUUAUAUAGAAUCUAUAAUUUGUUAAACUUUCAAAAAUUUGAUAAUUUAAAACAAUUUUAAAUGUAUCCCAUUUAUAUUUUUUGAAUGAUGUAAAACUCCUAAUCAAGUAAUGUUCAUGUGUAAUUAGGUUUCGUAUCAUAUACUUUUAUGUAUUUAAUUAUAAUGAUUGAUUUUAUAUAAUCCAGUGAAUAAUACUAGAGAAGAUGGAUUUUAAUUAUUUUGUACUGUUAAUGUACUUUAUGAAAUAUAUAAUUUUAGCUUCAUUGUUUUUUUACUUAUUUUCAAAUUUAUUUCUGUUCUCAAUUAAAGAACUUUAAAUACUCAGUAUAGAAAUAGAAACUGUUUUUUUAACUGCUUAUGUUAUUCUUUUUCUUUUAUAACAUACAAAAAAGUUAAAACAAAUCAUUUUAGGCAAGUACUGUGGAUUUUGAGUACCAGAAAAAUGAGAAUUAAAAAAGGAAUUUUUUUUAAAAAUAGAAUUAUGAAACUGUUCUGUUUAUGGUUGUGUUAUGCUGGUUAUUGUUACUUUUUUAUAUGUGACUUUCUUUGGAAUGAUUCAUAUGAAGUGAACCAUUCAAAAAGAAAAAAAAGUUACUUUUAUUUUACUAUAACUACAACACACAUAAGGCUGAAAGCCGCCCAGUGAGAAAAGUGUAAAAACAAUAAUGAAGUGUAAUAAAAAUGAAUUUGUUUAAGCUGUUAGGAAGCAGGAUGCCCAUUAGUAUUUCAGGAAUAAAAUUAUAUGGUGGUAAAACCUGAAACUGCUUGCAUCUACUAUAAUAAUAGAAUGUAUUACCUUAUCAAAACAAUAUUAUAUGGUAUAUUUAUUCUGAGUUGAAAGUUAAAUUACCAUAACAUGCAUUGCAUGAUAAAUGUUCAGAAAAUUCCUAUUUCAGAAUACAAUAAGUUGUAAAUAAAAUGACCAUAGAAAAAACUAGGUUUAUUAUGGAAAUUUUUUUCAUUUUUGCACAUAAUUUUAAAUUGUUGAUAUUAUUUUUUAUCAUGUUCUUGUGUUUAGCAUGUGCUGGAUAAUUUAUGUUAUCCAUUGGCACUAUGCAUUUAGUGCACAGUAUUAAAUUAAACUUUCCAUCCCCAACCAAUUUUUUUUUCAUUUUUAUAACAAAUGAAUAAAUUAGUUUGUUUUUAGAAUUGUGAUAGUCUCUGCAAGGAUACUUAACUAUUCUGUAAACUUGUUGAUUCAAAAAAUGUGGAUGACUUCAAUUCACUGUGGCUGUGACUAACUUAUCAUAAAAGCAAAUUACAGCCACUACUAUGGACCAAACGUGUAUGAAAUAAAUGUAAUUUUUGUAUAGAUAUAUAACAAUUUAUUUAUCAGACAAAAAUGUUUUAUGCUUCAAAAAUUGGUAGGAAAAACCUAAAAGGAAACAGGAAGUUAAAUUCAAAUAAUGAGAAAUUUCUUUACCAACUUCAGUGUCUUUCCAUUUAAUAAAAAAAAAUGGCUUGUAUUUGUUUAAAUUUAAACUAUUUUGAAAACUAAACUAACAAAAAAGUGUAAGUACUGAAAACAUUACUACAUGGAUCUUGUUUUUCCUUGUCUGAAAUGGAAAAGUAAAAUUAUUUUAGUCCAAAUGUAAACUAUAAUUAAUUUUGAAGUUGCAGCUCAUAUCCCAGGCAUAAUUUGCACUUAAGAGUUACAGUUGAUUUGUACAAAAGUUUUAUCCAGUGGAACAAAUUAGAUAUAAGUAACAGAAAUGAAAGUAAAGCCAAAGAAUUACCAUGUCAUUUUUCUUAGCAUUUUAAGAAAGUACGUAUCAGCAAAAAAUGAUUCAAGCUAGUGAUUAUUUAGUAUUACUGUGAAAAUUUUUAGAAAAAAAUAAGAACCUUACCCUUCCUUAAACUAUAAGUAUAGUAUAUGACUACUCAGACAUUUAUGUAAAUUGUUGGAUUAGAUUAUAUGUAUGUAUAAGAGUAAUGAACAUGCAAUAUUUUAUAAAUAAAAAGUAUUACUGAAAUUACCUCAAUAUUUUAUUCAUUCUACACAGAUUUAAGCAACAAAAAUCCCCUAUUAAUUUAGAAAAUCAAAAUUUCAAAUCUAUAGUUUACACAAGACUUCAAAACAAAUAAUUGGGUAUAGACAAAAUCUUCUGGUUGAAAAAACAUAACCAUAAAAACAAGCAAGUCAUAAAUAUGAUGCCUUAAAGGUUUACAUACUCUUGUAUAUUCAGGUGAAUUGAAUUGUUAUUAGAGCUGUCGGAUAGAUCUGCUACAUAACUGGAGCUUUGUUCAAAAUAUAACUAAAACUCUUGCUGGAGUCAAUGUUAAACAGAAGAAUGAAAUUGGAUACAACUGUAGAACAAAAUACAUAAUCUUUAUCAAACUAUGUAACACAAACACAAUUUGUCAGUACUUGCACUUAUUACUUACACUAGAUGAUUGCUCCCACUGGCUCUUCUAUAUUCCAUCUGUUAAGUCAAAAAUGUAUACCAGACUCUAUAAAUGGCAGGUUCUUUAUUUUCCGCACAUUUAUCCAGUGCAACUGGUCAUUCUUAUAACAUAGGUUGGGCUGUAACCUCUAGAUAUGAGAACUGUUUUAUGAAGGACACUGUAGUUGACAUUCUUAAACAACGUCAUAUGAAGCAAUGUUCUUGGCAGUAAGAGGUUUUAUCUAUUUCAAGAACAAUAAAGGAAACUCGCAACAAGAUCAACUUAAUUGUUUUCUCAACCAUGUUAUGUGAAACAUGCACAUAUUCAGAACAAAUAUUAUAAUACUACAAGAAGAUUUUGCAAGGAUAAAUUAUUUAUUAAAAUUUUAUCUAUUAGCAUGACUGGUACAUCUUUGAUAUGUACACAAAUUUAGGUAAUUUGAAAUUUAAUAUUACAUGCACCACAAGAUGAUAUCAGUUAAUAUUUUAUAAAUAUUCUUAAUACUAGAAUAAGUAAGCUGCAUAGUUCUUUCUUUUAAAUAGGCACAGGUUUAGUGUAUAUUAUAUUAAAAUAGUUUUGGAGCCUUGCCAUGUCAUUCAGUCAAUGUUUUUAUAUCUGAUCAUUUUCUCUACCUGAUAACUAAACAUCUUGAAAAUAGCCUGCAGCAUAGUUUCCAUUUCAAAAGACUCCAUUAUAAGGCUGUCAUGUCUAAAGCUCACCUCUCAUCCUGUUUCAACUGUCUGAUCACAUAGAAAUUCAUAGAUGCUGCAUCCAGCAACUUUACGAAUAUGUCUUCAAACAAAAUAGCAUGAAUUCCAUUUAAUUUACGAACUGCUUUACGUAUAUGCCAGCUGAACAAAUAUUUUGUGGAAGCAACUUGUGUACAUGAUUUGCAUCACUUUUCCAGACCAAGAUCUUUCAUGAUUAUGAUAUACACUAUUACCUGGGGCACAUGAACAGCUUUUGCCAAUGGUCUAAGUAAAGUAUUAUUUGUUACAUGAUACCACAUUUUGCUUACCAUGAUUAUGGUAUUGUUACGACAGCAGAAGUCACGUGACGCUGGUAACGAGUGAUGAGUUUCUUGAAUGAUCAUGAAUUUCCUAGUGUGUUCGGGACACCCCCUUUUUUAGUAUAUAAGCCUGGCAGAUAAAGCCUGUGGGAUGAUUGAUUGAAAAGAUAGAUAAUUGAGUCAAGCAAACAGUAGGCACCGUGAGUAAAGUGUGUGAAUCACUGUGAUU
Messenger RNA from Limulus polyphemus (Atlantic horseshoe crab), 7261 nucleotides. Its product is annotated as neuron navigator 2-like. The record is from RefSeq and is a predicted model, not a curated record. The transcript has 18 exons. Lineage: Eukaryota; Metazoa; Arthropoda; Merostomata; Xiphosura; Limulidae. Gene Ontology annotation, molecular function: ATP hydrolysis activity; ATP binding. Gene Ontology annotation, biological process: neurogenesis; nervous system development; intracellular signal transduction. Bases 1 to 2490 code for a protein of 829 amino acids.